UUCGACCUUCACAAUAUGGCAGUCACGAAGUGCCGUUUCGUCACUUCCGAGCUGUUUUGCGAGCUCCCUUAUAUCCAUCCUACAGCUUCCGGUCUCCCUCCUUUUCUGCAGCGGCCGCGCACCGUGAACAUGCCUCUCGCUAAGGAUCUCCUGCACCCCACUCCUGAAGAGGAAAAGCGCCGACACAAGAAGAAGCGCUUGGUACAGAGUCCCAACUCCUACUUCAUGGAUGUGAAAUGCCCAGGUUGUUACAAGAUAACCACAGUUUUCAGCCACGCUCAGACCGUGGUACUGUGUGUGGGCUGCUCCACCGUCCUGUGCCAACCCACCGGUGGCAAGGCACGGCUCACAGAGGGAUGCUCUUUCCGGCGGAAGCAGCAUUAGACGCCCCAGACAUGGACUGGAGGAGAGAACGCUGCAUGUGGGGGUCAAGCUUGAACAUCACGAAGGAUGUCUGACACAUUUUGGAUACAAAAGCUCGUUUGGUGAAAUGUUUUUUCGUGUGGGGAGAUUAUCUUCUCCACCGAGCUUAAAACGUUUUGAGUUGGGAUUUUGUAAAGCGUUGCUGAUGUAAAACCUCACUGUUUGCAUUAAAUAUCAUUUGAAUAA
This is a messenger RNA of Spea bombifrons (plains spadefoot toad), 609 nucleotides long. RefSeq names its product ribosomal protein S27 (gene RPS27). NCBI's taxonomy places the organism in Eukaryota, Metazoa, Chordata, Amphibia, Anura, Pelobatidae. The record is from RefSeq and is a predicted model, not a curated record. Gene Ontology annotation, biological process: ribosomal small subunit assembly; translation. The coding region runs from base 16 to 384 and encodes 122 amino acids. Gene Ontology annotation, molecular function: structural constituent of ribosome; RNA binding. Gene Ontology annotation, cellular component: cytosolic small ribosomal subunit; ribosome. The transcript is spliced from 4 exons.